Molecule: messenger RNA, 917 nt
Organism: Drosophila busckii
Lineage: Eukaryota; Metazoa; Arthropoda; Insecta; Diptera; Drosophilidae
Exons: 1
Coding region: 61-834 (257 amino acids)
Molecular function (GO): oxidoreductase activity
Source: RefSeq, a predicted model, not a curated record
ACGCGCUCGUGAAAAGUUCCAUGUCAUUUGGUCGCUUAUCAAGGGGAGUAACGUAGAAACAUGCCCAAUUUUAAAGAGAAAGUUAUAAUAGUUACUGGUGCUAGUUCAGGCAUUGGAGCAGCCACAGCUGUGCAUUUGUCCAGUUUAGGAGGAUUGCUAACAAUUGUAGGUCGAAACGUGGAGAAGUUAAAGGAGACAGCUAAUAAUAUUGUGGCUGCCGGUGGUGCUCCAGCUUUGUUGGUGCAGGCGGACAUGAAUAAGGAGUCGGAUGUGGAAAGAAUUCUUAGGGAAACACUAAACGCGCAUGGUCGCAUUAAUGUACUAGUAAACAAUGCGGGGAUUCAAGAAAUGGGUAGUAUUGAGAGCACCAGCCUGGAACAGUACGAUCGUUUGAUGCAAACCAAUGUGCGUGCGCUCUAUCAACUUACCAUGCUCGCUACACCAGAGCUGAUUAAGACCAAAGGCAAUAUAGUUAAUGUGUCUAGUGUCUGCGGCAUGCGCGCUUUUCCAAAUUUACUGGCUUACUGCAUGUCUAAGGCGGCUGUGGAUCAGUUUACAAGCUGUGUGGCGCUGGAACUGGCAGCCAAAGGAGUCCGUGUAAACGCAGUAAAUCCCGGCGUGAUUGUUACCGAGUUGCAAAAGCGUGGCGGCUUGGAUGAGGCAUCCUACGCUAAGUUUCUAGAGCGUUGCAAUGAGACACAUGCAUUGGGACGUCCUGGAGAUGUGCAGGAGGUUGCAGCAGCUAUAGCCUUUCUAGCCAGCGAUGAGGCUAGCUUCACCACUGGCAUGAAUUUCCCUGUCGACGGCGGACGACAUGUAAUGUGUCCACGUUAGGAGGCACUGUAUCUUUGUUUAUAAAAUAUAGUUGUAAAACUCUGUUAAUUCUAAAUACAAGCUUAUUUCCAUGUAACUUUAUU